Messenger RNA from Tricharina praecox, 5267 nucleotides. Its product is annotated as P-loop containing nucleoside triphosphate hydrolase protein. Lineage: Eukaryota; Fungi; Ascomycota; Pezizomycetes; Pezizales; Pyronemataceae. The record is from RefSeq and is a predicted model, not a curated record. Gene Ontology annotation, cellular component: nucleus; intracellular anatomical structure. The transcript has 4 exons. Gene Ontology annotation, molecular function: RNA binding; ATP binding. The coding region runs from base 275 to 5071 and encodes 1598 amino acids.
CAAUCAAGCACCCACCACCACCUCCACCCUUCCAUCCGCUACUACUCCUGCCACAACUGCCCUGCUGCAUUUCUAUUUUUUUAUCUCACAGCUCUCUGUCCUCUUCCUUUGAUCUUCCUCGCCUCCCUUAACACAACACUACCCCCCAACCCCCAUCGAUCCCAACGAACACCCUUCCAUCUCUACCUCUACCUUGACCCUAUUCUCGCGAAAAACUCGGUCACUUACAUACUCACUUCUUAUUCUACAUCAGAUACCGAGGAUACGACUCAUUAUGCAGAAUCAGCCAUACCCUCGAAACUUCCUGAAUCCUACUGCGAGCGCAUUCACUUCACGGGCACAGCCUCAGUUCUCCACUACAGCUCCUGGUGGUGGGCUACCUUCACAGCAGGCUCGGCAACACGAAGACGCAUGGACACCGUAUGACGGCUUAGGACCCGUCGGCCAAGCACAGCGACACCCCAGACUCGACAGUAACUGGCGGAAUAAUGGGCCCCAGAACGGACGAGGCGGGAGAGGCGGUGCAAAUGCUGGUGGCCAGCGAGCAAACCAACAACAAAGAGGAGGAUCGCCGGUUCACCAGCCGGCCACGAAGCGUUCGAAACAGAUGGCACAACCGCAGGGCGGCAGAAUUGCCAGGGGCCAAACCGGACGAGGCGGAAGAGGUGUCAUGGCCUCGGGUCCUAGGCCGGACGGCGAACUGAUCGAUGACGCUUAUCUGGCACGUAACUUCCAACAGCUGAAGAAGGAGGACUACCCGGGCGCACCGGCUGCACUAUUCUCGAAUCCGAAGAGUUUCCUCUGGGACGGUGUCAACACAAGUGCACGGUCCAACGCUGUCGUUCGCGGCGGUAUCUGCCGUUGCACGGUAACUGUCAGGUUGCCUGACGACACCCGGAUUGAGGCGGUAGGAGAAGCUCAAAACAAGAAAAUCGCCGAGAAGAUUGCUUGUCAGCAUAUAGUCCUGAAACUAAACCAGACCGGUCAAUUAAAGGAUUUGGUUUUCGGCGGAAUCCACACUGGUGCUUUCAACCAGGAGCUCCUGAACGACGAACAGGAUGCCAAGAUGGACAUCUACGAUUACUGUGCACGCUACGGCACUGUGCCUAUCUUCUCGACCCAAGACCGGACCCGCCCGGGAAAUAGGAAAGCUAUCGUAGAAGUUACCAUCGAAAUGCCGGAACAGGGAAUCAAAGCAUCGGCCAGAGCUACUGAACGGAGGGUCGCGGAUAUUCUUGCCAGCGUGGAAUUCAAACGUCAAGCCGAGGAUUGGCAUGCGAAGAACGGCGAUGGAGACAUCCUAGUCAAGGAUGUGUCCACUGUGCUCAAUAGUCGCAAUGCUAAAAAGUUUUUCGAAUUCUACAAGGUCCAUAACCCGAACGCCGUAUACACCUGUGAAGCAAAGCAGGUGCGCGGAAAGGCGAAGAGAAUUUCUGCCAACAUGACCGACGCACAAGUUAUGCUGAACGGCGAACCUAUUGGUGAGCCUGUCGAGAUGGCGGGCAAGAAGAAUGCGGAGAUUGCAGCCUGGGUGACCGCUGCCGUGGCAUUGAAGGAGCGGGAUCCCGAGCUAUUCCCACACUUCAUAGAGGCUCUGCGAAUGGGCAAUGGAGAAAUCUUGAAGCCGAUCCCGCCGACGUGGUUGAACGUCGAUCAGGACUCCAUAUUGGCCAUGACAGAUACGCUGCUCAGUGUGAGACGGAUUGGGCUACCGCCCACUGAAGAAGAGAUGGCACUCGAGGACGACAGGGCACAACAAGAUCGACGGAGAUACGCUAAACGCAAGCUGGAUUCGGCUUCGGCAGAAGUCAAGAGUAAAAGUAUGCUCGAGGCUUACGAGGAAUACCUGAAGGACGAGAAGUUGGCGGUUCUCCGACAGAAACGAUCUGAAUUGCCAAUGAUACAGUACACCGGACAAGUUUUGGAGCUGGUCAACAACAAUGAUGUCAGUAUCAUCAUCGGUGCCACCGGUAGUGGAAAGACGACACAGGUCCCACAGAUUCUUCUCGAAGACGCAAUCAAGGCCGGCUCUGGUGCUGAUUGCAACGUCAUCUGUACUCAGCCAAGACGUAUCGCAGCUACCUCUGUGGCCCAACGUGUGGCAGUUGAGCGGAACGAGCCUCUUCAAAAGUCGAUCGGUUACCAGGUGCGGUUCGACGCGAAGCUUCCCCAGACCGGCGGAAGUAUCACAUACUGUACUACUGGAAUUUUGCUCCAGCAGCUCCGCCACAACCCUGACGACGUCCUUGAUGGAAUCACUCACCUUGUUAUUGAUGAGGUUCACGAGCGAGACAUCAUGAUCGACUAUCUCUUGAUUAUCCUGAAGAGGGUUCUUAAGCAGAGGAGGUCAACUGGAAAGGCUGGUGUUAAGGUGGUCCUGAUGAGUGCCACUAUGGACACCGAGUUGUUUGCUGGUUACUUCGGCCACAAGAACACGGAUGGACAGUGGGUGGGAUGCCCGCAUCUGAGUGUCCCCGGUAGAACUUUCCCAGUCACAGAGUUCUAUCUCGAGGACAUCAGGACCAUGCUCAAGGCUUACCCGCAACAACAAUUGACGCUACUGCGAGAGGAUGAUACGAAAAAUUUCUUGACUUCAGAAGAGGGCUUCAAGCCUCUUCCGCCAGCAUUGUCUGUGCCUGCAUCCGCCGCCGUUUCGAGGGACGCGUCUCGAGUACCAUCGAGGGCCGUUUCUCCCGGAACAGGCGUUGAAGCUGAUGAUGGCGGUGAUGCAACCAUCAACUGGAAGCAAGAGGUCAACAUUCGUUCCGAUGGACAGGCUUCCGUAGCUACCGAAAAGGAGGAUGCACUGGUUCCCACGGGCCUCGUGGCGACCACAUUGGCCCACAUUAUGCACACAACUGAUGAUGGUGCUGUACUUGCAUUCUUGCCCGGUCUCGAUGAGAUCUUGAAGGUUGACGACGCACUCCGCAACGGUCGCCCGCUCGGCAUCAACUUCAACGAAACCGAGAAGUACAAGAUCUACAUGCUUCACUCGUCCAUUCCCAACCAGAACGAAGUAUUCGAGGACCUGCCCAAGGGCAUCCGUAAGAUCAUUCUGUCGACAAAUAUUGCCGAAACAUCCAUCACCAUUCCAGAUGUCAAGUUUGUCGUGGAUACCGGAAAGCUCAGAGAGAAGCAAUACGAACAGGCCCGCCGAAUUACGCAGCUGGUUUGUACUUGGGUUAGCAAGUCGAACUCGAAGCAGAGAGCCGGUCGUGCUGGUCGUGUCCAGAACGGAAACUACUACGCUCUGUUUUCCCGUGCUCGAUUCGAUUCGCUCCGUGCGACAGGACUACCAGAGAUGUUGCGAUCCGACCUUCAGGAGAUUUGUCUUGACAUUAAGCUGCAGGGCUUCAAGGAUCCCAUCGCGCAGUUCCUGUCGGAGGCCAUCGAGCCACCUGCUCCCCAUGCGAUCGAGGCAUCGUUGCGCCAGCUUCUCGCCCUUGGUGCUAUCGACCAGGACGAGAAAUUGACCCAGCUGGGACACGUUUUGGCCACCAUGCCCGUUGAGCCUGCUCUUGGCAAGAUGAUCCUUCUUGCGGUCAUUUUCAGAUGCUUGGAUCCCAUUCUCAUUCUCGGUGCUUCGGCUGGCGGGCGUGAUAUUUUUGUCAGCCCCCCGGACAAACGACGGGAGGCUAACCAAGCACGGCACCAGUUUAUUGGGAACACCCGUAGUGACCACAUGGGUGUUAUCAACGCGUUCAAGGCAUGGCGUGAUGUUCGUGACAGGGAUGGUCAGUACGCUGCCCACGGCUUCGCCGAGAGAAACUUCCUUCACCGAGGAGCUUUGAAGGUUCUUGACCAGACCGCCAAGCAAGUCGAAGAUGUUCUCGGAGAAAUCGGCAUUGUCCCUAGGUCUGGACGUGGCGAGAGGCAUGGCUCCCAGUUUGGACACCCGCGACUCAAUGGCAACUCGGAAUCCGUUCCCCUUAUCAAGGCUUUGACCUUGGCCGGAAUGUAUCCUAACCUAGCUGUUUGCACUGGAGGAAGAGGAUUCAGGACCGUUAGCGAGAACUUCACGAUGAUCCACCCCUCUUCGGUUCAUUAUUCCGCGAGGGAUGACAAGUCCACCCCACUGGGAGCGAUUGUGACAUAUUCCACGAAGGCGAAGAGCAACGACGGUUCUUCCAUCUUGCUUAGACAGAACACCGAGAGCACCGCCUUGGCAGCGCUGCUCUUUGGAGGAAAGCUGCGGAUGUAUGGAAACACGUUGGAGAUCGAUAGUUGGUUGCCUUUCCGGGCCAGGGACAACCAGGCGAAGAUAACACUGGAGUUCAAGAAAUGUCUCGAUAGGCUCCUAGCACAUGCUUUCCGCAGUCUGUCGAAGCGCAGUUCUACUGGCGGCCCUCCAGGCUACCUGGCGGAUGACCCUGCGAGGGAAACCUUUGCGUUAGGCAUCGUGGAAGUCCUGGAGAGUGACGCCGGUAUCAGAAGAGAGCGGUCGCGCGGCUUCGGAGGAGGUGACAACUGGCGUCCUAGCUCUCGCAACGACAGCCGAUUCCCACCACUUGGAAGCCGUCCCGAUGCUGGUGGGUUCUCCGGAAGUCGCCCACCAUCUCGCUCCGGUGAGAGGUUUCCUCCUCUGGGCAGCUCCCGUCACUCUGAGUCUGAGCGAUACGGUGGACCCCCAAGUCGCCCGGAUUCGCGUACCGGCGAUAGAUGGGCCACCAACAGCCGUCCGGACUCCCGUACCAGCGAGAGGUUCCCUCCUCUGGGCAGCUCCCGUCCCUCCGAGUCUGAGCGAUACGGCGGACCCCCAAGUCGCCCGGAAUACGGCGGACCCCCAAGUCGCCCGGAUUCGCGUACCGGCGACAGAUGGGCCACCAGCAGCCGUCCGGAGUCUCGAAACGGCGAUAAAUACGGAGGACCUCCUAGUCGCCCGUCCUCUCGUGAUAGAUUCAGCAGUGGUCGCCCGGACUCCCGUAACGCCAACACCAACAGCAGGUUCACUGCCACCGAUGUCCGUAGCUCCCUCCCCCCUGGGAAUGGAUUCGGAAACAAUAGCGGUGCUGGGGCUGGUGCCGGCGAUAGGUAUCGUCCUGACCCCAGAAUCCAGGGCAGAUGGAGGUGAUGAGAGAAAAGAACAAUCCAAAAAGUUUUUGCGUAUGUAGGUUCGAUCUGAACGGGAAGCAUAGAUUCGGUGAAGGUGUUGGGGUUUAAGGUUUAGAUCCUUUGUGGCUUUGGGCGUUUUUCCUUUUCGUCUCUCCUUGCUUCCUGCCUUUCGCUUUCCUGCUGUACUUUAUCUUUGCAUUUUCCCUUUCAUCCAG